UCGGACGCGAGCAGCCUGAUGACAGGAAGGAGCGCAAGAGCUGGAAGGACCAUGCCUGCUCUUUGCCAGUUGCACUGGAUAUGUGGAGGGAUACGGUCGCUGUAGCUGCCGCAAGUAUGCUCCUACUAUCGGGCAUGCUUUCCCUUGUGCUGUGCUCCGCACUGGCUGGUGUGCAACAUCGGGAGGCCGCUGAGAGACGGGCGCGCGAUGAUCCACCUUGUCUUUACCAGGCGUGCCACGAGACGAAGCCUGGAUUCCUGAACGUGCAUAUAGUAAGCCACACCCAUAACGACGUGGGAUGGGUCCACACCGUCGACUUCUAUUACCAGCACUAUGUGCGGAUCAUUCUGGACUCCGUAGUUGAAGAACUGCACGCUCAUCCAGACAGGAGGUUUACCUACGUAGAGACUGCGUUCUUCAGUCGAUGGUGGAACGAACAGACGCCGCAAAUGCAAGAGGUCGUUAGAAACUUCGUCGACUCUGGUCGUCUGGAAUUCACGAGCGGCGGUUGGUCGAUGAAUGACGAAGCUACAACUCACUACAGCGCCAUCAUCGACCAGAUGACACUCGGAGUUCGCUGGCUGAACGACACCUUUGGAAAGUGCGCCCGCCCUCGAGUAGGCUGGCAGAUCGACCCUUUUGGACAUUCCAGAGAGCAGGCCUCCAUUUUCGCUCAGAUGGGCUUCGACGGCUACUUUCUGGGCCGUAUCCACCUCGACGACAAGGCCUGGCGGCAAGAAUAUAAUCAGAUGGAAUUUCUGUGGGAAACCAACAAGUAUUUAGGUGAAAAAGGAGAUAUUUUCACCGGCAUCUUGCCCAACGUCUAUUGGCCGCCCAAGGGCUUCUGCUUCGAUCUUUUCUGCGCAGACGACCCCGUUGAUGAAUACAACGGCGAAAAAAGAGCCAAGGACUUCAUCGAUCUCGUUAUAGCUCAGUCCAAGUUCUACGCCACUAACCACACAGUGGUUACCAUGGGAAUGGACUUUCACUACAAGGAUGCAGCCAAGUGGUUCGGAAACCUGGACAACCUCAUUCGAUUCGUCAAUGCACAACAAGUGAAUGGGAGCCGGGUUCACGUGCUUUAUUCGACUCCGUCCUGUUACCUGAAAGCUCUCCUGGACAGCGAUAUGCGGUGGCCAGAAUACGACGACGACUUCUUUCCCUACGCGGACCGAGCGGACGCCUAUUGGACGGGAUACUUUACCAGCCGACCAAACUUCAAGUUCUUCGCUCGCCAAGCUAACGGCUUUCUAGCGGCCUGCAAACAACUCAAGGUGAUCGGCAAUGUGACGGAUGGUGAUGUCGAAACAUUAUCAAAGGCUCUAGGAGUCUUGCAGCACCAUGAUGCAAUCUCGGGAACGGAGAAGCAGCACGUGGUUGAAGACUACGCUUACAUGACGUAUCUCGGCAUCAAACAAUGUGAAAACAUUACCAGCCGUGCUUACCAGAACUUAUUGUUCACGGAUUCGUAUCCUGCGUUCGAUCUCAACUUGGAGUUCUGCCAUUUUCUCAAUCUCAGCAGCUGCUAUAUCACGGAGACCUCCGAUGAGUUCUUCGUAUUCGUCUACAAUCCCACGUCAUCCCCUGUGCGGUCCUACGCGCGGCUGCCCGUCUCCUCGUCUGGCUACGAAGUCAAGGAACUGCCGGGACAGACAUUAAGGGCCCAGGUGGUACCCAUCGCGAGUCACGUAAAAAGGAUACCAGAAAGAAGAACUACCGCUCAAAAGGAACUCGUCUUUCCGGUCUCCCUUCCUCCCCUCGGAACCACAACCUACCAAGUGAGAAAAUAUCAGGAUUUCCUGCCGAAAGACAGCGAAGACAGCGCAGUGUUUGUCGAAGAAGGCGAAACACCUGCGAUAGACAAUGGGAAAUAUCGUCUGUUUGUGGACCCGGUGACAGGAUUGUUAAAUCGCAUCCUCUUGUUGAACACUGGCAUGGGGAUUCCAUUCCGCCAGUCCUUCUACUAUUACCUGGCCUACGAAGGGGUCCAGGAGAAGCCAUCUGGAGCCUAUGCCUUCAACCCAGCAUCCGAAGACCCAAUAGACUUAGCGCGAAACGUAAACUAUUCCAUUGUCAAGGGACCUUUGGUGCAAGAAAUUCACCAGCAUUUCACCCCCUGGGUGACGCAAGUUAUUCGUCUCUACAAAAACGAAGACGUCAUCGAGUUUGACUGGGUAGUCGGUCCAAUCCCUUUUUAUGACUCUAGAGGAUUUGGUACGGGCAAAGAGGUUGUGUCCAUAUUCCAGACAGCUAUGGACACGGACAGUAAAUUCUACACGGACUCUAACGGAAGGCAAACAAUGACCAGGAUACGAAACGUCUAUCGGCCGUGGACGAAAAAUAUCACAGAGCCCACAUCCUCCAACUACUAUCCAGUGGUCUCAUGGAUAUACUUAAAGAAUGAGACAGAGGACCUACAGCUGACGGUGUUUCCCGACAGAUCCCAGGGAGGAACGAGCUUGCGUGAUGGACAGAUCGAACUCAUGAUCCAUCGAAGGCUGCAAUACGAUGACGGUUUCGGCGUGGAAGAACCUCUCAACGAAUUGGGCAUCGACAGCAAGGGUUUGAUCGCCAAAGGCAAACAUCUCGUCUAUCUGGGAACCAUAGCAGAUUCUGAACGGCUUCUACGGACAGUCAGCAAUAGACUCGUGUAUGCGCCCAUGUAUUCAUUCAGUGCCAAGUCAAGAAGCCUCCUCGAUGUUCCGUUGCCAAGGGUUAGCGGCCUGGACAUGACACUUCCACCCAACAUUCACCUCCUUACUCUCGAGCCAGUGGGAACAGACAGAUUAAUCUUGAGGUUGGAGCACCAGUACCCCGGAGUUCGGGACGAAACACUGAGACGACCUGUGGUCAUAUCGCUCAAGGUACGUCAGGUGAUUGCGCGUCACGGGGCAGUCUUUCGCAACAUAACGGCGUCAGUUGAGGUUCACGCCUUCACUCUACAGCUAUUGGAGGAAAGUUAGAGAGAAAG
This is a messenger RNA of Ornithodoros turicata, 2971 nucleotides long. Its product is annotated as lysosomal alpha-mannosidase-like. Gene Ontology annotation, cellular component: lysosome. Lineage: Eukaryota; Metazoa; Arthropoda; Arachnida; Ixodida; Argasidae. Gene Ontology annotation, biological process: mannose metabolic process. Gene Ontology annotation, molecular function: carbohydrate binding; alpha-mannosidase activity. Bases 81 to 2963 code for a protein of 960 amino acids. The transcript has 23 exons. The record is from RefSeq and is a predicted model, not a curated record.